Microcebus murinus (gray mouse lemur) is the source of this 1608-nucleotide messenger RNA. The record is from RefSeq and is a predicted model, not a curated record. Lineage: Eukaryota; Metazoa; Chordata; Mammalia; Primates; Cheirogaleidae.
GCCACGCCGAGCCCAGGCGGCUGCGCGGCAGGAAUCUGCGCUGAAGGCCCUGGGGACAGAAGGCCUUUUCCUCUUUUCUUCCUUGGACACUGACCAGGAUAUGUACAUCAGCCCCGAAGAGUUCAAGCCCAUUGCCGAGAAGCUGACAGGGUCAACGCCUGCAGCCAGCUACGAGGACGAAGGGCUGCCCGCUGAUCCCAGUGAAGAGACGCUCACCAUAGAAGCCCGAUUCCAGCCUCUGCUCCUGGAGACCAUGACCAAGAGCAAAGAUGGCUUCCUCGGGGUCUCGCACCUCGCCCUGUCCGGCCUCCGCAACUGGACGACCGCAGCCUUGCCAAGUGCAGUGUUCGCCGCGCGCCACUUCCAGCCCUUCCUCCCCCCUGCGGGCCAGGAGCUGGGCGAGCCCUGGUGGAUCAUCCCCAGCGAGCUGAGCGUCUUCACUGGCUAUCUGUCCAACAACCGCUUCUACCCGCCGCCACCCAAGGGCAAGGAGGUCAUCAUCCACCGGCUCCUGAGCAUGUUCCACCCUCGGCCCUUCGUGAAGACCCGCUUUGCCCCUCAGGGGGCCGUGGCCUGCCUGACGGCCAUCAGCAGCUUCUACUACACUGUGAUGUUCCGGAUCCACGCCGAGUUCCAGCUCAGCGAGCCGCCUGACUUCCCCUUUUGGUUCUCCCCUGGCCAGUUCACCGGCCACGUCAUCCUCUCCAAAGAUGCCACCCACGUCCGUGACUUCCGGCUCUUCGUGCCCAACCACAGGUCCCUGAACGUGGACAUGGAGUGGCUGUACGGGGCCAGCGAAAGCAGCAACAUGGAGGUGGACAUCGGCUACGUACCCCAGAUGGAGCUGGAGGCCACGGGCCCCUCGGUGCCCUCCAUGAUCUUAGAUGAAGACGGGAACAUGAUCGACAGCCACCUGCCCUCGGGUGAGCCCCUCCAGUUCGUGUUUGAGGAGAUCGAGUGGCAGCAGGAGCUGAGCUGGGAGGAGGCCGCCCGGCGCCUGGAGGUGGCCAUGUAUCCCUUCAAGAAGGUCACCUACCUGCCGUUCGCCGAGGCCUUCGACCGAGCCCAGGCCGAGCACAAGCUGGUGCACUCGAUCCUGCUGUGGGGGGCCCUGGAUGACCAGUCCUGCUGAGGUUCGGGGCGGACUCUCCGGGAGACGGUCCUGGAAAGUUCGCCCAUCCUCGCCCUCCUUAAUGAGAGCUUCAUCAGCACCUGGUCCCUGGUGAAGGAGCUGGAGGAGCUGCAGAAUAACCAGGAGAACGCGUCCCACAAGAAGCUGGCCGGCCUGCACCUGGAGAAGUACAGCUUCCCCGUGGAGAUGCUGAUCUGCCUGCCCAAUGGCACUGUGGUAGGCGCCCCGGCCCCCGCCUGGGCCAGGCACCGCAGGCUCUAACGCUUCCUGGCUGUGAAGUCCCCAGCUGGCCUCCUAACCCGGUUGGGCCUCGGUUAUCGCGUCUAUGAAUAGGAAUCGUGAUGUGGGAGUUGUGCUUGGGGACUAUGCAUCAGUGAGCGUUGUCCAGUAGCACGGCCCACACAUCCCCACGUGACACAGGCUCCGUGGACGGAAACGUGGCCCAGAAGGGAAGCCCUGGGAUGGAAGGAGAGGGA